Messenger RNA from Tyto alba (common barn owl), 2329 nucleotides. RefSeq names its product RELT like 2 (gene RELL2). The transcript is spliced from 8 exons. Lineage: Eukaryota; Metazoa; Chordata; Aves; Strigiformes; Tytonidae. Gene Ontology annotation, biological process: positive regulation of p38MAPK cascade; positive regulation of cell-substrate adhesion. The coding region runs from base 237 to 1622 and encodes 461 amino acids. The record is from RefSeq and is a predicted model, not a curated record.
CGUCCUUGCCUCCAGUGGGGAUUGUUUUGCCAGCUGAGCUCGCUCUCUAGAAGCUGGUCGCUGCUCCGGGCAUCUUCAGCAGGUCUUGGAGCAGUGCAAAGAAAGCAUCGGAGAGGGAUACUUUUAGAUCCUCUUUUUGCUCAGAGAUCAAAAACACGCUGUGGUUUAAAGGCCAUUAGCUUGCUGGGGGUGUUUAAAAAACUUAAAUAAGGGUUGAGAGUGUUUGACACAAUGGGAUGCAGCGUUUUUGCAGAGGUGAUGGCGGUUUUUGGGCUGAGGAUCGUAGUGGAGACCCCAGGAGGAGCCUGCCCACAGGAUUGCUGGAGCCGGGCAAUCUGGCCUGUUUAGCUGCCACGUGGACAACCAGCAGGGCCGGGGCGGACGGUCCCCCGAGUGGGCGCGUUCGCAUUGUUCACGGGGUGACGUCUGUCAUAAUGGCUGCGGAAGAGGCGCGGGAAGAGAGCGGACGAGAGAUCCGCAUGUCAGACCAGAACAGCACCGACGAUGGGGAGUCAGACCCCCAGCACAGCCUGUCUAUGGUCUUCCUCCUCGUUCUUGUCUUCUUCAUCAUGGGGCUGGUGGGUUUCCUGAUCUGCCAUGUUCUGAAGAAGAAGGGUUACCGGUGCCGGACUUUCCGGGACGAGCUCGACCCAGAUAACAAAGACGUGCUGGCAGAGCUCCAGGCCAAUGAAGAGGACGAGCUGAACGAGGACACCGUGGAGAAGAUUGUGAGAUGCAUCAUCCAAAAUGAAGCAAAUGCAGAGGCCCUCAAGGAGAUGCUGGGGGACAAUGAAGGGGACAUCCCAGUGGCAGUGCCCAGCCUCUGUCCCCACCGCAACAGCCAGGACGGGGGCCCCCCACAUCACCACACGGUGCAUCUGGGCUCCACGCAGGCCCCCUGCAUCCACUGCAGCAAGAGGAAGAGGCACCCACUGCAUCGACAAGGACGGUCCAAGGAUGGCAAAGGCAGGAUGCAUCCUGGAGAGACCACUGUCUUCUCAGUGGGCAGGUUUCGUGUCACACACAUCGGGAAGAAACCCACUUUCCACGAGCAGCAGGAUGGUCCCCUGCCUGACAGUGGCCAGGAGCCGAGCACAGAGGAGCUGGAGCACAGCAGCGACCGGCUCCAGCGGGAGCGAGCUCGCAAUGGGACUGUCCCCGCGGGUGGCCGGCAGAACGGAGCCGUCCAGAAGGGUGCCCAGAGCAGCAAGGGCGGGGAGCAGAGCCGCUCCACCACUCCAGCCCUGAACACACCAGCCAGCUCCAGCACUCGUGACAGCAGACGGGUGGGCAAGGGGUCUGGCGUGGCGGGCUCGCUGCAGGAUGCUGGCACCGCUCCUGGGAGCGCGAGCCGCCAGCGGAAGCUCCUGAGCCAUCGGGUGCUGGGAGGGUCGAGUCCCAGCAUCCCGGGAGAGCUGGUGCAGGAAGGAGCCAGCAUCUGCCUGGAGGAAACCGGACUGGGAUCAGCAGAUGAAGUGUCGGAUAUUCAUGGGAGCCUGAGCCUGCACGAACAGGUUGAGGAGUUGGGACAAGAUGACAGCAGCAGAAAACAGCCCGGAGUGGAGGACAUGGGGCAGCAGGAGCCCAGCGCCAUGGUGCAGGACCGAGGAGCAACUGUGUGACCUCCUCUCCGCUCCUGGCUGGAGCAUGGAUGGGAGGUGCACGGCCCCUGGCCCCCAUGCCAGGCUGGGGGAUCUGCCACCGGGGGGGGAACCGUGGGGCAGCCGGCCCCAGGUGGGCAGCUACACGCUUGGCAUGGCCGGAGCGACGCGCCGACGUUACAGACAACUGCACUCGGCGCCAGACCUCAUCCCAUUGGCAAUAGGUACCAGGAACCCCACCCACUGCACCCACCCUGGAGACCCCCCCCCGGGGGAGGACGCACGACGAGCCUCGGGCCUGGCAGGGGCAGGACAGUACCCGGUGCCCGCUGCCCACCUGGCCCCCGCAGCCCCCCAGCGCUGGAGGAUGGAUGCAGCAGAGGGGGGCUGCAGCGACGUGCAGGGAUGGAGGCAGUGGCUUGAGCCCCCACCCACCCGGCACACCCAGCGCAGAGCACAGCCCCCCCCACCCCCGGGCACCCCUGUCACGCAGGGCGGUCACAGGCACAAAUCCUGCACCGGCGAGGGACCCUGCAGGUCCCUGAGAAAUGCUGGAGGAGAGAGGAGCUUCCAGCCCUGUCCUGGCUCAGGAAGGGCCGGAGCUCAGCCCUGGGGGGCAGGAUCACACCCCGGCAGCGGACAGCACCUGUGCCCGCAGCGAGCUUUGGUGUGUGACCGCACUGUACAUAGACAAGCUAAAACCAUUAAAGCUGCUGAACCCCUCGGCA